Molecule: messenger RNA, 3011 nt
Organism: Bactrocera neohumeralis
Lineage: Eukaryota; Metazoa; Arthropoda; Insecta; Diptera; Tephritidae
Gene: Tsp97E
Product: tetraspanin-13
Exons: 4
Coding region: 166-819 (217 amino acids)
Cellular component (GO): membrane
Source: RefSeq, a predicted model, not a curated record
GAAAAUGCAAAGCAAAUGUAUAACAAAAGCAAAAUCAAGUAAAGAGCAGCUGGUAUACGAUUUAUAGUUAAGUUAGCGCAUAAAGUUUAAAAAAAAUAAUAAAAAAAGUUAAAGUGACUUUUUUUUAAUAAGUGUAAGUAAUUAUAUAUAGCAGCUGGUGUUAAAAUGUGUGGAGGUUUUACUUGUUCGAAGAAUGCGCUAAUUGCGCUGAAUAUUUUGUAUGUGAUGGUGGGAUUCCUGUUGAUUGGCGUUGGAGUCUAUGCGCGUGCAGCUUCCAUUGUCACAAAUCUACCAAUUGUGGGUGGUAUUUUAGCCUGUGGCGUGAUACUGAUAUUAAUAUCAAUUCUCGGACUGGUCGGUGCAGUGAAGCAUCAUCAAGUCAUGCUAUUUUUCUACAUGAUCAUUCUCUUCAUGCUCUUCCUCAUUCAAUUCUCCAUUGCCAGCUCUUGCUUGGCUGUCAAUUCGGAGCAGCAAAAAGAGUUCGCUGAGGAGGGUUGGAAUAAUGUACCAGAUUCGAUGCGCAUGCAAGUUCAGGAUACAUUUACUUGCUGUGGCUUUAAUUCGACACACACAGGCACAUCAUGCGAAGCAGUCACCAAGAAAUGUUGUCCAGAUUAUGUGGACAAUUGCGCUUGCCCACCAUGUCUACCCGCUUUGGAGGAUAAGAUCAGUUAUGCAUUUAAAUUGUGCGGCGGUUUGGGUAUUUUCUUCAGUUUCACUGAGGUACUGGCAGUCUUCUUGGCGCGUCGCUAUCGCAAUCAACAUGAUCCACACUAUCCAGAAGCGCGCGCAAUUUUCCCACACAAUUACCAGUAUUAGAAAAAUAUCAUGAAACCAGUUUGAAAAGAAAGCAGUUAGCGCAAAAUAUUUACCUAAAUUACGUUUUAAGUUUGCGCGGACGAGUAUAUUUUGGCUUGGAACCGAUUUAGAGGAAACGAACAAAUUACAAAACACAUACAUACACUAAUUUAAAUGUUCAUAUAUAUUAGGUUGUCAAAAAGUCUUGCGGUAUGGUUUCAACGUUUUCGUUCUGGUGUAGAGGUGGUCGAAGAUGCGCCACGCUCCGGAAGGCCUGUCGUCGAAAAUUGCGAUAAAAUCGCUGAAUUGGUCGAAAGAGACCGGCAUAGUACCAGCCGUAGCAUCGGUCAAGAGCUGGACAUGAGUAAUCAAAAAUUCAUUUCAAUUUCAAUAAAAAAAAAAAUUAAUAAAAAUACCGCAAGACUUUUUUGACAACCCAUUAUGUAUGUAUAUUUUUCGAACAUUUUUUUAGUCACAAUUUAUUAAUUUGCUUUUGAAAAUUUCCAAUUCUUUUCUAUGUACACUUAUUUUGGUUGUAAUUUUUGUGUUCAAUUUUCGCUUGCAUUCACUUAGUCAAAUUAUGUUUAAAUUAAGUUUAUAUAAACUACAUUUGAUUCUUUAAUAUUCUAGUGAUUUUUAAUAACUAAUGCAAAUUGUCUUUACUUUUGUUUACAAUUUGUUUAAUUUAGUUAAUUCUUUGAGAUUAUUAUUUUUUAAAUAAAGUAUAUAAUUUAAAUAGCAUAGCUGUAAUUUUGUGUAUAGGUUGUUAAGAACAAAAAUAAUACACAUAAUAUAUACCUUAUGUACAUGUGCUAUCUAUGUUUGCUCAAUAGCUCUAUUUUAAAAUACGUGUAUAUGAUAUCCAGGGUUGCAAAUAAUGCAUUAAAAAAUAAUGGAAUUAACAUUUGAAUUCAAUAAUUUUGUAAUUCCGAAAAUAUAAUUUUAAAAAUCAUUUAAAAAUUUUUAAUCCAAAAUACCAGCUCAAAAACGUUGUGUGUAAUGGCAAAUACUGGAUUUAAAAAAAAAAAAACAGAAACAUACCAAAUACGGGAUUAACAAAUAAAAAAAUAAUCACAAAAUCAAAAUUAAAAAUAAAUGUUUAUUAAAAUUAAAAAAAAAAAAUUAAGCACAAAAAUAUAAUUAAAAAAAUGCUUAGUAUAAUUAAAAAAAUUUAAUUUCAGAUACGGGAUUAAAAAAUAUAUAAAAAAAACUAACUACAAAACCCAAAUUAAAAGUAAUUGUUCAAUAAAAUUUUACAAAAACUGCAAUCUCAAAUACGGAAUUAAAAAUAAAAAAAAUUUCGUCCCAAAACCAAAUUAUUUCUUUUUUAAAAAUUUAUUUUUAAUUUGGUUUAGACUUCAAAAGAUUGAAUUUAAAAAUUUAUUUAUAUUUUAUUAAUUUCUAUUUUAAUUUUGAUUUUGGGCUAAAAAAUUAAAUUUUAAAUAUAUUAUAUUAAAUUAAAAUACAAAGUGUAAUCCCCCACAUCUUUGGUUGUAAGUUAAAUUUUAAUUUUUUAAUUCCGAUUUGGGAUUAAAAUAAAAUUAAAAAUUAAAUUUUAGUUUUUUGAUUUCGAUUUUGAGAAUAAAAACCAUAAACCAAGAUGUUUGGUAUUAAAAAUUGAAAAUUGAUUUUUUUUUAAUUUAGUAGUUAAAAAAUUGUAAAAAUAUAAAAUUUUUAAACCAUAAUUUUUUGCAUGAAACAAUUCGCAACCCUGCUGGUAUGUAGAUUUCUAUUGUAAAUGCUCCUUAAAUUUUUAACGACUAUCCGGCACUGAAGGCAAUCAAGUAAAAAAGCGUAGACAUUAUCGAGAAAAUAUUACAAAAAUAAUGUCGUAAGGCGCUCACAUCAAAUCCAAUAAUUAACAUAUUUAUGAAACACUCUAAAUUAAUACGAAUCCUACCGCAGCAGCUUCCUUGCAAACAGGUGCUUUAUUGAGGUAUACAGACUCCGUUUUCCGGUUAAAAAUCUUUGCUAAUUUCUAUAAAUUUCCACAAAUCAUUCAUUACACAUUCACCUUUACACUCGAAAUGCAUUGUAACAGCAAAUGCACACACAUACAUACAUACAAAUUUAUUAACAAAAUUCUUAAUAUUGUAUGGGCAUUUGCAAAUAACAUACUUAUACAUACAUAUACGAUGAAGUACGAUAAUAUUCUCUGUAUUCUGUGCUGUGAUUGAAAUAAAUAUGAUCUUUAAACUGUACACCAAACUAAA